This is a messenger RNA of Stylonychia lemnae, 1833 nucleotides long. NCBI's taxonomy places the organism in Eukaryota, Ciliophora, Spirotrichea, Sporadotrichida, Oxytrichidae. The record is from the annotation of a GenBank genome assembly.
AUGCUAAACUUAGUGGAUCUUUAAACAUAAUUUUUGAAAGGAGAUGAUGAUAAUAAUAAUAAUAAGAUCAGAGGCAAUACAAGGUAAAGUGAUAUUUUGGCAGAAUCUGUAGAUCCCAUUCAUAACAACCUAGAAAUAUAAAAAAAAAGCAGUUAAUAAAGACUUUUGGAGACAAAUAGGAAACAUGGAGUCAUUUAAGAGAUUAUUAAGUAAUUAAAUGCAGAAAAUGAUGGAUCUACAAGUCCUAUUUUUAAGAUUGAUGAAAAUAUUUUUGAGACUUUUUUUGGAAAUGAUAAUUCAGUACAAAAUAAUGGUGAAGAACCUAAGUUAGAUAAGCUCUAGGUUAGUUACGAUGACUCUGUAGGAAAUAUAAUCAAAUAAAAGUUGUUUGACUCUAAGAGAGAGGAGUCAAGAGUUCCAAACACUACUCCUAGUACACCAGUAAAAUAACUAAAUAGCAUCUCUUUCAAUAUGUUCCAGAAUGCUCUUCUCACAGAAUAAAAAUCAACAUCAAACAGAUCAUCCAAAAAUAAUCUUCCAUUAUAUCUAAGGCCUUAGGCGAUAUAGCAAGUAGCGAAUAAGAUUACUUUUAAAGAAGCGAUGAACAUUCUAAAGAUAGCAAGAGUCGAUAGAUAAAAAGGAGAAAAAGAACUGAUGAAAGUUAUACAAUCUAAAUCACCUGUAGUAGAAGAAAAACCAAAACCAACACCUCAUGAAUAAAUGGAUGAGAUUAUCAAAGGAAUGUAAAGACGAGAUUGUUUCGGAAAUAUAUUACGAUAUCAUGAAGAAAUGAACUAGCUUUAAAAAUAAAAGAAUAUUACAACUAAUGCUAGACUAUCUCAUUGCUAGCUAACAAAUAUAAGAAAACUUAUUCCAAAAGAAUAUAUAAGAAGCUCCUAAGAUUUUGAUAGGAUUAAUGUCACAAUGCUAAAUGAGUAUCUAAAUAAAUACUCAGAAAAACUAAGCAGAGGCAAUGCUUAAGAUCCUUACGAGAUCAAGGUUGAUUUCGAUAAAUAUGAUGAAAUAUUAAGUGGAAUAGAGAGUUAAACUUAUAAUCCCUUCUUCAUGCACAUUGAAGUUGAGGCUGAAAAGAAGAAUCUUGAUUCAGCAGGAAAUAUAUUGAGCAAUAAAAAAAUUGUUCCAAGUAGAUAUCUUGACUAGGCCAAUCAAUCACAAGCCAAUUUCAAAUUAAAAAAUCCAAUUGCUGCUAAGUAGUAGGAAGUAAGAGAAAAACUGGAGAUUUUUACCGAAAUUCAGGAGAUCAAGACUAGAUUCUAACCUUAAACAACAAAAUUCAAGAGGCUUUAUAUGAAAAGUAUCGAUAUAAAUUAAUUUGAGAACUACUAAGGUAUGUUAAAAUCUCUAAGGAAAAGAUAAAUUGGCUAGUCGGAAACUCUGAAUAAAACAAUGAAUUAUGAUAAUACUUCAUUUUUCCCUAGAUUUGGUUCUAAUAUUGGUGGAAAGGGUGAAAGAACUGCUCAAACAGCAGGCUUAAUUUAAGGCAAUGAAAGCUACGGAUUAGAUAGAGCAGUUAUUUCAACAGGCACUCAUACAAGAAUUAUGUCACCUUUAUAAUCAAAUGUGGAUACAAAGAAAUUUUUCAGCAGUAUAAAAAAACAUGAGCUAAUAAAAAAAAUUGGAGAAAUCUGGAAGUCAAGCUAGAGAAUGAGAAAAGAAAAUUUUAGAUUUUAAAAACGAUAAGAAAAACGCUUGAAUGUGUUAUCUCAGGAAAUUUCUCAUCUCAACACAUUUGCAAAUUAAUCUUUGAAUCAGGCUAAGAAAGAAUUUGAGAAGAUCAAAUUUGAAAAAGAAAAAAUAAGACUUAAAGUUUGA